AUUGUGAUUGGGAAAAUAAAGCAAUAUAUUCAAAACUCAUUCAGAGUUGGAAUAUUUUGAGAUCGCUGUUUCACUGUGCUACAAUCCUUCACUUCUCUCACAACUUGGAAAUAUCAGAAAAUCUAACCGGCUUAACCAAUGUCAGCUCAAAAAGGAAGCAUGGACAGUGGAGCUUCAAGGAAACGUAUGAAACCUGGGGUAGUACAAGAAAAGUUUGGAGAUGAAGCAGAAUCGCAGAUUGUACUUGUACAGGAGGAAGGAUUUGAGACUAACCAAGUUGGGUCUGAAGAAAUGGAGCUCAAUAUUUCUCUUGUUCUUGAGAAGAUUGAGAAUUUUACCCAGAGGGUAUCUGAGCUCUUGGAAUCAGGGAAAACAAUGUUUAAGGAGCUAUGCAAUGAAUUUGAAGAGAAACUGAUUAUGAUUCACAAGGAGCAGGUUGAAAAAUGGCAGGAAGAAAUCAAAGAACUCCGUGCACUCGAUGCCUCAAAUGAGGAAGCCAAUGCUCUUCUGCAAAAUGCUCGAUAUGUACUUCAGCUCACUCGUAAUGAUUAGUCAAUGUAAUCGCCUCAUGUCAUAUCUAGGUAUAUGCAUAAUCUCUCACCCCCCUAAACAUUAAUAAUCAGGUAAAAAGUAUACUUUGAUAGAAGAGGUGUGAAUGUGCUAACUCUGGGAAUACUUGGGCUUUCUUGGAUCAUUAAUAUCCAAUUCAUUUUUAUUGGGCUGUGCUUGACUGUUUAUCAUUAGAUUAAACUUUACUUGAAAAUAUGUAAUCAUGAGUCAUGACAUAUGGUUAAAAUUGUUGGAGGUAUGGUGAUGGUAAUGACAGAUAAAUCUGUAGCAUUUUAGCUUGAGGGAUGGCAUUUCAUGAACACGAGUACAGGACCGUGUUUCUUGAAUUCUGUAAGUGCUGCAUGGUAAAAAGAUGCAGUAGUAGUCCAACCU
Molecule: messenger RNA, 942 nt
Organism: Medicago truncatula (barrel medic)
Lineage: Eukaryota; Viridiplantae; Streptophyta; Magnoliopsida; Fabales; Fabaceae
Exons: 5
Coding region: 139-552 (137 amino acids)
Source: RefSeq, a predicted model, not a curated record